AAGGCGUGGCGAGACGUAAGGGGACGUAGCCAAAAUGGCCGCGCGCAUGAGUUUCUCCCCGGUACAGAGUGGAAGGGUCCGCGUUCAGGGAGACGUUCGGAUCUGGAGGGAAAGAACCCGCAAAACAUGAGCGUUUUGCUGGCUCUGAUUCUUUGUGGUUAUCAGGUUCCUGCAAGUCAUCCGGGGCCCGGUCCGGAUUCCAGGCUAAACAUGGUGGUGAUGAGUAGCCUGAGGGUCGUUCUUCAAGCCUCUCCAUGCAAGUCACUGUGGAGAAGAUUCCAGACCCCCAGGUUCGUGCCAGCGAGGCCCUGCAGCCUCUACACCUGUACAUACAAAAGCCGGAACCGAGCCCUGCACCCGCUGUGGGAGAGCGUGGACCUGGUCCCGGGGGGCGAGCGCCAGUCGCCCAUCAACAUCCGCUGGAGGGACAGCGUCUAUGAUCCUGGCUUAAAACCGCUCACCAUCUCUUACGACCCGACCACCUGCCUCCACGUCUGGAAUAACGGGUACUCUUUCCUGGUGGAAUUUGAAGAUUCUACAGAUAAGUCAGAGGAAGUGAAGCUCCCUGAAGUUCACUGCUUUUGCCAGGUCACACAGCUGACUGCUGGAGAACUGAUGGAAAAUCAGCAGACCACACUCUGUGCAAGGCCUCUGAGCUCCUGGAGACUUCAGCAGGUGCUGGCCUCCUGCAAGGUCUGGAACUGCACAUCAUGAAGAGCUACAGAAGUUCGUGGAUACUGUGCCGUCAGUUAAGCAUAAGGACACCCUUGUGGAAUUUGGGUCAUUUGAUCCUUCCUGCCUGAUGCCUGCCUGCCCAGAUUACUGGACCUACUCGGGGUCCCUGACUACCCCGCCACUCUCCGAGUCCGUCACCUGGAUCAUUAAGAAGCAGCCCGUAGAGGUUGAUCACGAUCAGGUACGUUCUUUCCACAUUUCUUUCUGAGGACACGCUAGCCUGCCCCUUUGAAGCAAGGCUGGGCUCCAACUUUGGCAUCAGUUGUUAAGAUCUCGUAGUGCUAAUACAUGUUUAUUGAGAUGUGCUAACAUCUUUUCUCAGUUUGGAAUCAAUUUGGAGAUACUUCAAAUUAACCAGAGACAGGCAUUAAGACCUAGAAGAACAUAAGCUUUUUGCUUUCAUUUUUGACAGUAAUGUGUAUUUUGCUAUAUAUGCGUGGUGUAGAAUUGCUAUAAAAAAGUAAGAUCUUUAAAUGGAAAAAAAGAAGGCUGGAAAUGGAUGUGUUCGAACCAGUUUGAUAUUUAUUUAUUAUUGAAGUACUUACUGUUGAUACGUAGUGUUACAUUAGUUGCAUGUGUACAACACGGCGAUUUGACAACCCGGCAUGUUAUGCUGUGCUUACAAGCGUAGUUCCCGUCUGUCACUUGACCAUACAAGUCUGGUACAAACCCACUGACAGUUUUCCCUGUGCUUUUUCCCUGUCAUCCCCAUGACUUAUGAAUUGCCGUACUGGAAGCCUUGUACCUCCUACUCCCCUUCACCCAUCUUCUCCUCCUAAUCCCCCCUCCGCAGUAUUCCCCUUUCCUCUGCCAACUGUCAUACCGAGUUUGUUCUCUGUAUUUGUGUAAAAAGCCUUAAUUUUCUUAAGAGAUACUUACUGUGGAAUUUCAAGGUAAGGACAGAGCCCAACAAUGUCUACACAGAAAUUUUAUUCUAAGUCAGAAGUUUUGACUUUGAAGUUUUGGUAUUUGCUUUGCAUUUAGAAAUGAAAGGUUAAGUGGUGGUUACUAUGUCAACACACAGAACGUUUAAUUCAUAAAUGAACUAAACUGUAAUAAUAAUUGCUUUCACUUGUUUGUUUUGAAAUUUUAUUGAUUAAAAAUUUUUUCCAAAGACAAAA
Messenger RNA from Mustela erminea (ermine), 1856 nucleotides. RefSeq lists its product as uncharacterized. NCBI's taxonomy places the organism in Eukaryota, Metazoa, Chordata, Mammalia, Carnivora, Mustelidae. The annotation marks the transcript as partial. The record is from RefSeq and is a predicted model, not a curated record. The transcript is spliced from 7 exons.